CACCGAUCAAAGGCGUUGUUGAAUGCGGGGGAAGAUGGAAGAUUCUGUCUACAAAUCCACGAGUAAUAAAGAUUCUGUUCGACUUGCCCUCGGCCAGAAGAAGAACAACUUCUAACCUCCAAGCGUUGAAGGGAAAAGGCACCCCAGCUUGAAAUUUCCCUUUGCCUCGAUCAGGAUUAUCCCAUCCACUGCAAGUACGUACUAGUAACCUUUGGCAAAGAUGGACAAGAAAGGAGGCUUCCAAGAACCCCGAUACCUGGAGUUUGUACGCUCUUCCGAAACCACGGGCGUCAAUGGCAAACCCAUGCUGAAUCGCUACUCAACCCAUCUCACACGCGAACAUGACUUCCCCGGCGCCCAGGCGAUGCUCUUCGGAGCCGGCGUGCCCGACCGACGGACAAUGCAGACGGCACCACACGUCGGCGUGGCCAGCGUCUGGUGGGAGGGCAACCCGUGCAACAUGCACCUUCUCGACCUAGGCAAGGAGGUCAAGAAAGCCCUGACCGCGCGCGGCAUGUUGGCGUGGCAGUACAACACCAUCGGCGUGAGCGAUGCCAUCACCAUGGGCAACCAGGGGAUGAGGUUCAGUCUACAGACGCGCGAAAUCAUCGCAGACUCCGUGGAGACGGUCACCUGCGCGCAGGCGCACGACGCCAACAUCACGAUCCCCGGCUGCGACAAGAACAUGCCCGGCUGCAUCAUGGGCAUGGCACGGCACAACCGGCCGAGUCUGAUGAUCUACGGCGGCACCAUCGACAAGGGCUACUCGGAGACCCUGCGCAAACCCGUCAACGUGGUGACGUGCUACGAGGCCUUCGGUGCGUACCAGUACAACACGCUCAAACAGCCCGACGACGGAGGCGACACGUCCAAGACCAAAGACGAGAUCCUCGACGACCUGGAGCGACAUGCAUGUCCUGGCGCUGGCGCCUGUGGGGGCAUGUACACGGCCAACACCAUGGCCACGGCCAUUGAGACCAUGGGCCUGUCGCUGCCCGGGUCGAGUUCGACGCCGGCGACGUCACCCGCCAAAAUGCGAGAGUGCGCCAAAGCUGCCGACGCCAUCAAAGUGUGCUUGGAACAGGACAUCACGCCGGACAAACUCUUGACCAAAGCUGCCUUUGAAAACGCCCUCGUCAUCACCAUGGCCUUGGGAGGCAGCACGAACGCCGUCCUGCAUUUCCUCGCCAUGGCAGUCACGGCCGGCGUGGAACUCACUCUCGACGACUUCCAGCGUGUGAGCAACAAGAUCCCCUUCAUAGCCGACCUCGCCCCAUCCGGCAAGUACCUGAUGGCCGACCUGUACGAGAUCGGCGGCGUGCCGAGUGUCCAAAAGCUGCUCAUCGCCGCAGGAUUGCUGGACGGUUCCAUCCCGACGGUGACGGGCAAGACACUGGCCGAGAACGUCGCCAGCUGGCCCAGUCUGCCGAGCGACCAGGUCAUGAUUCGCAGCCUGGAAAAUCCGAUCAAGACGAGCGGCCACAUCCAGAUCCUCAAGGGCAAUUUCGCUCCGGCCGGCGCGGUGGCCAAGAUCACGGGCAAAGAAGGACUGCGCUUCCGCGGCAAGGCGAGAUGUUUCGACAAGGAGGUGCAACUCAACGAAGCCUUGAACCGCGGCGAGAUCCCCCGAGGAGAGAAUUUGGUUCUCAUCGUCAGGUACGAAGGUCCAAAGGGAGGGCCCGGCAUGCCGGAGCAGCUCAAGGCCAGCGCGGCCAUCAUGGGUGCGAAGCUGACCAACAUCGCCCUCGUGACGGACGGGAGAUAUUCUGGCGCUUCUCACGGCUUUAUCGUGGGCCAUGUGUGUCCUGAAGCCGCGGUUGGAGGGCCCAUUGCUCUGGUCACGGAUGGUGACGAGGUGACCAUCGAUGCGGAGACGAAUACUAUUUCGAUGGAUGUCAGCGAAGAGGAGAUGGAGAAGCGGAGGAAAGCCUGGACACCACCGAGGAUGGUGGUCACGAGGGGCGUGCUGGCGAAAUAUGCUGCUCUGGUCAGUGAUGCCAGCCACGGCGCCGUCACUGACCUCUUUUGAAUAAGCAUGAUGGACUCACAGGACACGUUGUAGAGAAUAAACGCGUUAUCUUCGAAACCAUGGUCAGCGUCGUAGAUAAUGA
Molecule: messenger RNA, 2111 nt
Organism: Exophiala xenobiotica
Lineage: Eukaryota; Fungi; Ascomycota; Eurotiomycetes; Chaetothyriales; Herpotrichiellaceae
Product: dihydroxy-acid dehydratase
Exons: 2
Coding region: 221-2029 (602 amino acids)
Biological process (GO): branched-chain amino acid biosynthetic process
Cellular component (GO): mitochondrion
Molecular function (GO): dihydroxy-acid dehydratase activity
Source: RefSeq, a predicted model, not a curated record